Molecule: messenger RNA, 1239 nt
Organism: Fusarium coffeatum
Lineage: Eukaryota; Fungi; Ascomycota; Sordariomycetes; Hypocreales; Nectriaceae
Exons: 2
Coding region: 1-1239 (412 amino acids)
Biological process (GO): pyrimidine nucleotide import into mitochondrion
Cellular component (GO): mitochondrion
Molecular function (GO): pyrimidine nucleotide transmembrane transporter activity
Source: RefSeq, a predicted model, not a curated record
AUGUCAACUGACCAGGUGCCUCCCGAAGCUGCCCAUCCGCCGUCUUCAGACUAUGCUGCAUCUUCCUACGGUUACGCAUCCUCCGACGAUCCCAUGUAUUCCACGACGGUAACCCCGAUGCACCGAUGGGCGCUCAACGCCUCGGAUUCCCAGUUCAACGCCAUCGCUGGUGCAGUGGGUGGUUUCACCUCAGGCGUUGUGACAUGCCCGCUCGACGUCAUUAAGACCAAGCUCCAGGCGCAAGGUGGCUAUGCUGCUCUCAACAAGGGACGACAUGUUGGCCAUCCGAAGCUAUAUAAUGGCCUCAUUGGCUCAGGCAAGGUUAUCUUGAGAGAGGAAGGAAUUCGGGGCCUUUAUCGUGGACUGGGGCCUAUUGUAAUGGGCUAUCUACCAACAUGGGCAGUGUGGUUUACUGUUUACAAUAAGAGCAAAGGAUAUAUAUCACAGCACUACGAAAACAGUCACUUGGUCAAUUUUUGGUCAUCAAUCAUAGCAGGCGCCAGCAGUACAAUAGUCACCAACCCAAUCUGGGUUAUCAAGACGAGGCUCAUGUCACAGAGCAAUAUCCGACAUAACACCCAAGACCACCACUCGGCAUACUAUCCGAAAGCAUCAGGCACGCCAACAGCGCGACCGACACUACACGAUUGGCACUAUAAAUCCACACUCGAUGCGGCUCGCAAGAUGUAUACUUCGGAAGGUCUCAUUUCAUUCUACUCUGGCCUAACACCAGCUCUUCUCGGUUUGACACACGUCGCUGUACAAUUUCCGACAUAUGAGUAUCUCAAAACUAGGUUUACUGGUCAAGGAAUGGGCGAAUCCAACGAGGAAGAUAACAAGUCCCACGUUUUUGGCAUUCUGGGCGCCUCCAUCCUAUCCAAGAUUCUCGCCAGUACCGCGACGUACCCUCACGAAGUUAUCCGUACCCGUCUACAGACCCAGCGGCGUCCGCUUGCUGGCGAGGAGUUCGCUCAGGGUAUGGGUGUGACGAGUUCAGCUUCCAGUGGUACUCGAGCCCCUGCUGAGAAGCCCAGAUACCAAGGUGUUGUCCAUACAUUUCGAGUCAUACUGGCUGAGGAAGGGUGGCGCGCAUUCUAUGCUGGGCUGGGAACUAACAUGAUGCGAGCUGUCCCAGCAGCGACAGUCACCAUGUUAACAUACGAAUAUGUUAUGAAGCAACUGUACCACACCAGAGCUGAAGCGCGGCAUCUUUUGCUGGAUUCGACAACAGAAUCAUAA